This is a messenger RNA of Panicum virgatum (switchgrass), 1137 nucleotides long. Its product is annotated as E3 ubiquitin-protein ligase EL5-like. The record is from RefSeq and is a predicted model, not a curated record. NCBI's taxonomy places the organism in Eukaryota, Viridiplantae, Streptophyta, Magnoliopsida, Poales, Poaceae. Bases 405 to 806 code for a protein of 133 amino acids. The transcript has a single exon.
CGUACAUUGAGUUAGGUCCUCUCAGUACCUCCUGAAAACUGAAAACUCGAGCGGGAUCUGCACUGCAGAUGCGACAGUGUCCCGGCCCUUUUGCGUCGCAGACGCUUUGUGCCCAAGGAAAAUUAAAGAUUAGUUUUGCAUGAUAGGGGAGGUUAGUAUUAGGUGCGCCUUCCCUGUCCCCUUUCUCCUUUCGAUCGCCCAAAUGAUUCCACACGAUAGACAUCAUCUUUAUAAGCAGCAUCGCAAUCCAGCCUCAUCAGAUCCUGCCAUCCUGGUCCACCCUGCUCUCACUCCCUCACUGAUCAGUGAUCACUCGCCGCGCUGCAUGCGAGCCAGCCGAUCGAAGCAAGCAGCAGAUUAAAGCUUCGCGCCGGCGCCGUUGCACUUGCACAACAGUAUAGGCGAUGCUGGCCGUGACGGUGAGCCAGGUGGUGGCGCUGCUCUCGUCGGCCCUCUCCGGCGCCGAGGACGGCGGCGGCGGCGGCAUGGAGAUGGAGGUCGGGGCGAAGGUGGCGGCCGGCGGCGAGCGCUGGCGACGCCGCGGCGGGCACGACCGCGCGGCGGCGGGGUACUGCUGCGUGUGCAUAUCGGCGUGCCGCGACGGGGAGGAGAUCCGGAGCCUGCCGUGCGGCCACGCCUUCCACCGGGACUGCGUCGACCGCUGGCUGGCGCGCUGCCGGCGGACGUGCCCGCUCUGCCGCCUGCACGUCGGCGGCGGCGCCGUGGGCUUGGCCGGCGAGGAGCAGCACCAGCUCAGCGAGGACCUCGUCAUCUGGUUCUCUUCGCUCUUCGUCGCCGGCUUGUAGGACUGGCCGUAGGAUCGACAAGCUAGCAAUGUGCAUCUGCUGUAAGCGUAUAAAUAUACGGGCAAGGAGUAGGAUCCUUCGGGCCUGUCUGGCACGGCUUCACGGGCUCCCCGUCGUCUACUGUAGCACUGUAGCGGUGAAGCCCCCUCCCGCAGCUUUAGCGGCUUCACUCCUCCCGCAAGCAAAGCUGCUUCGGUUCAGCUCCGUGCUACAGUGCCGUACAGUGCCGCGCACUGUAGCACAGAGCCGGAGCCGUCCGCGUGAAGCCCUCCCAAAGGGGCCCUUCGUAUAUAGUUGGCUUCUUUAAUUAUAGUUCCUUUGCUGGCUGGCC